GCAGCCAGUCUCAGCUGAGCUUCGGCGGUGUGUGGCUGUGGCUACCAAGUGUACCAAGAACCAAGUAUCAUUUUUUGGGGUUCCCUAUCGAUUUCACAUGAAGUAGAAUUUGUAUAGGGCCUAGGACGCUAAUUACAAAUAUACCAUCCACAGUCUCGAAGGCUCAGAACAUCGAAGCUCACGCCUGCCGAAGCUGAAAGGCGCUUUUGUAACCCCUUGCGAAUUUUCUGUACACUGACGGAGUCUGCCCGACAAAAAAGGGCAAAAAUAACGAAGAUUUGAAUGUAGAAUCCACACACACCUUCGUUUAAGGAAUCAUGGGACACCUCGUCGACCAAGUGGAGGUUGCCGCUCUCGAAACACGCGUGAGCAAGCCCCCAUCCACCAUCACCACCAACACAACUGUCGCUGCUGCCACCGCCGCCGCUGCUGCUUCUGCUGUUGCCUCUACCAUAACUGCCACUGCCUCCACCUCCACCACUACCACUACUGCUACCGUCGCUGCCACGACCUCUGGAUCCAUCGUCACAGCUACCGCAGCCACUUCUACUACAAAUGCGACAGUGGCGGCAACACAGGUCGCUGGCCAGUCUGCUCAGAAUCUCCAUCCGUCACAACUCAGGCCACAGUCCUCCGAGCAGAAUCAGUCCAAGCCUAAGCAGAGGAAGUUGCAGUUCAAACUUGAUGAUGAAGGCAGUCCAGAUAAGAAGCCCAAGGAGAGAGUAGAGGAGGACUGUCUUGAGGAGGAGGAGAGUGGGUGGUGGGCAGAAAGGGUGGCCAUGGCCCUAGGAGGAAUGACAGAAUAUAGGGAUGCCUGGUACAGGAGUCAUGCUCAUCUCCUACAUGCUGAUGGGCCUCUACCUCACACCUGGAGGCUCUACAUAGCUGCUUUGGCUGUAUGUCGUCAUGAAGUCAGUUGGCUGAUGCAGGCACUCUUAGCAGAUUUCAGAAAUGCUGGGGGAGACAUGCGAUGGACUGUGGGCCUUCAGUAUGCCCCGCCCAAAUUGUAUGCUCUUACUGCCAUUAACAAUAUUUUAGCUCAUCGUCCUUGGUUAUUAUCUCCGCAGCAUAUAGAGCAAUUAACAAGGGAUAAUAGUUGGUCUUUAGGCGAAUUAAGUCAAGCGCUGUGCAUCAUGACGCACUUCCAUACUCUUGCCACAUUCCUCCAUGGCUGCAGACUCUCCAUUCUUCCUUCUACUUCCAAAAAAGAUGCUGGACAAACGAAUGCCAAAUCGGGAGCUAGUAACAGUAAAGUUUCUCAAAUGAAUAUUCAAGCAAGACCAAAUUGUCUUGACCCAAAUCCCCAAAAUAACAAUUCUAGCGUUGAUACAGGGUCUAAGUCAAAAUCACCUGCAGUCGGCACAAGUGAGCAGACUGCACAGUCUUACAAACACUUAACUAUUAAUCCAUCGUAUUCCUAUGUGGAUGCCAUAUGUGAAGAUGAUGCCAGAAUUCCAUCUUUUUUUGUGCAGGAAUAUAAUUGGCAAGAUCAUGGGUAUGCAAUGUGCUCAAGGUUACUUGGUGAUGUUGGAGCAUUCUUUGAUGAUCGAUUUGCAGCAGCACUGAACAUUGUCAUCCCAGCUUCCAAGGAUCAGUCUCAGCAGUCGGGUAAUGUUGAUCCACUCAACAACACACUCUGUGGACCUCUUCUUGCAAAAGCACUUUGGAAUCAUGUUCAGUGGCUUUUGGGUAUACAUCAUGAUGAUUGUGACUACACAGACCUGAAUAAGAGAUUAGAUCCUCACGUGAGAGAUUUUGUCAAGAAAUCGUGUUGUUUCCCUGAAACGUUAGCUGAUACCAACUCCAGUCCAGUGACCACCAAUAGUGUUCAAACUAGCAUGGUUGAAAUGAGCGUGAUAGUUAUGGAGGCUCGUCUACAAUCAGAACUACUUUAUGCACUCAGAGCCAUCAUGCUCCACCAUUGUUAAAUGGCCAUUUUUUGGCUGCUACUGAGGUCUCAUACAUAUGCUACAGAUUCAGUCUCACCCUGACAAUGAAGACUGGGUAUUAUGGGGAGAUAAGUGGAUUUAUUUUCUUGUAGUGCUCUGAUGCAACGUCUGCCAGGUAAUGUGACGGGGUUUAUGGCAUAGCAUUGAGAUUCAGCUGAAGUGUGAUAUUUUAGGCCAAUAAGGAAAUUUUACAAUGUGUUAUUGUUGUGAUUGGCACUUAUUAUAUUCAGUACAGUCAACCAAUUUUAUUUUAGUUACAUCUCUAGUGGAUGUAAUGUAUUGCUUUUAGUGAUUUGAUGCAAUUCUUUUUUUGUUCGGUAAUGCCCAAUACUUCAUCAAAUAAUUGAUAUUUGAUGGCGAUAUUUCAUCCCAUAUGGUUUUCAGUAUUCCGUUAGAUGCACCGAUGCAUAAUUCUGUGUAUUAUGUAUGGGUGUCAUGCUCUUUUAAAGAAGGGUUUUGUUUACUAUUAGAUUUUGUGAUGUAUCAGCUAUAAGGUUCUUUACCCCUGAAUCUCAUGAUUUUUGCUAUUACUUGGGGACUGCCAUGAAAUUAAAAAUAGUUAUAAUGGUAAAAUACUAUUUUGAAAGGAUUUGUUUAGCUAAAGGUAUAAUUUUUCUACAAUGUAGCUUUAAGCACAUCAAUAGCCAUCAUGAGUACAGAAAUUAACCAACUGAAUAGCAGUUAAGACAGGUUAGUUUGACCUUUUGGUAUGAAUUGUUUAAAAUGACACAUUUAAGGAAUAGAUUAUACUGCAGGCUAAAUCAUCUGGCUUUUCUCAAUAAUGAAUGGUAUUUGGUAGCUGCUGCUGCAGCAAUCUAAUGUUUGCACUGCUGUUGAACAUUUGACUGAGGUUACACACUGAUAGCUGUGAGGGUGGAUGGAUUUACUGUAAUUUAUUUACAAUCUCCUGUCUUCUGAUAAUCAUCGAGAUGCUGUAAUUCUUACAAUUUUUGAUCUCAUCACACAGAAUUGUUUAUAGUAGGUCAGUGUUAUUUACAAAUUGUAGUAUAGACGUGUGUGUCAGUGUGUGUCAGAUAUGUUAUUUUUCAUUUUGUCCAGGCCCACUAGUCACGGGACAUUAUUGUUUGCCUUUUAUUUCAUGUAUUUUUUCUGGAUAGCUGUGAGAUAUAAAGAGAAAAUAUGAUUGUUUGCAUGAGUGAAAGAAUUGCCAAUCUGUUAUAAGCUGUGCGCAAAUGUACAUUUUGAUUUUUCAAAGCUCAUAAUUUUUCAUCAACUCUGAAGUAAGACUAUAAGCACUGUAUAUGUGUGUAUUAUAAAGAAUCCAGUGCUGCGGUGUAUAACGAAUAUCCAAUGUACACUGAUGUGAGGUACAGUUUUAAGAUGCCAUGAUAGCAAAAAGUGUUCCACACAAACUAAAAUCUAAGGUAAAGUUAAGGUUCUUUAUGAACUAAUCCUAAAGAAGUUGCCUUUUAUAUAUAAGAUAAUAAUUGUAUGCAGAUACUUCAGUCAAGGAUUUAUGAUGUAAAAACUAACAUAAAAUAGACCUUGUGAGAGUUAUCAUUAUCAUCUCAGGAAAUUUUUAUGUAACGUACAAAAUUGUCUAGGUGACAUAGACAAUGGAGGUGUUAAAAUUAUCCAUAGUAAGUGUAAAUUCUAAAAAGCAGGAGAUUUUUGAUAAUGAAGCAGAAUAGUUAUACUAUAUAUAUUUUUGAGAGAUGGGAAGUUGUUGAUGCUUGAGGUAGAGAUGCAUUAUACUGGAUUGAAUAAGAGCAUAAGAGCAGAUUAUUGCAUUAAGUUUGCAUAUAUGAUUACCUUGUAUAGAAGAGGUUAAAAUGGCUUUAUGGCACUUUAAUAGUUUUCUUCUAUGAUUAUGAUAAUGAAAGUAACAGAGAAUUGCCUAAGAAGUAGUAAUGAAUGAUCUCAUUUCGUAUUGUAUGGGUCUGAUUCAUUUUUGUGUUUGAUUUUGUCCAUUAGAUAUUGG
Macrobrachium nipponense is the source of this 3891-nucleotide messenger RNA. RefSeq names its product sestrin homolog. NCBI's taxonomy places the organism in Eukaryota, Metazoa, Arthropoda, Malacostraca, Decapoda, Palaemonidae. Gene Ontology annotation, cellular component: nucleus. The coding region runs from base 318 to 1928 and encodes 536 amino acids. The record is from RefSeq and is a predicted model, not a curated record. Gene Ontology annotation, molecular function: oxidoreductase activity, acting on peroxide as acceptor; L-leucine binding. The transcript is spliced from 10 exons. Gene Ontology annotation, biological process: cellular response to L-leucine; positive regulation of macroautophagy; negative regulation of TORC1 signaling.